This is a messenger RNA of Pongo pygmaeus (Bornean orangutan), 3088 nucleotides long. RefSeq names its product R-spondin 3 (gene RSPO3). Bases 1239 to 2057 code for a protein of 272 amino acids. The record is from RefSeq and is a predicted model, not a curated record. Lineage: Eukaryota; Metazoa; Chordata; Mammalia; Primates; Hominidae. The transcript has 5 exons.
CCACCACCAGCCUGGCGACCAACUGCAGCCACUUUUAUUGAAAGAAAGAAAGAAAGGGAGAAAGGCAACAGAGGUCAGGAAAGCCGGGAACAAGUCAGCAGCCAGAAACUCUCCAGCGAUCUGCCAAGGGGGAGAGGGUAGUUGCGCUCCGGCGCUGGGGGUGGGGUGGGGGCGCGGGGACACAAGGGCGCAGGGGCGCAGGGGCGCACGGCCACCGACAGCCGGGUGCGCCUAGCUUGAGGCCGCGGAGAGGAGCCGAACUGGGAGGGGUGGGGGGGUCUUCGGCCUCAACACUGCCUGCCAGCCCCAGCGCGCCCAAGUCUCCACGCCGGAGCUGCCCUUCUGAGGGGCUCUUCGCAUGCACUGCUUUCCCCAUUCUUCUGGCUGGAGUUCUCCCGCCGUCACUGCAGUGUCCAGAGAUGCUGCGCUGUAGACCCGGGACCCCUUAGGCGCCUCUUCCCGUCCCUCUGCCAAAGCGCAACGCCUGUACUUUUCCAGCUCCUUCUUUCCCUCUUGAAAUUGAAAGUUAUUGAGGUCGCUCAGGGUUGUUGCUCCAGCAGUUUCCUUCCCCGCCCCCGAGCUCCCCCCGCCCCCCACAGCCAUCCCCCCUCCUCUCCCCCUCCCUGCCCUCCUCUCCCCCUCCCUGCCCUCCUCUCCCUCCCCCGUCCCUGCCCUCCUCCUCCUCCCCUAUGUGGUGCUCCCGGGAGCCCAGCCCAACACUGGAGCGUCUCCUGCUCGCGCACGCCAGAAGCAGCUCGGGGUCUCUCCGCCGCCCCUUGGCCAUGGCCGCUGUGCCGACGGCGCCCGCUCCCCUGCGCUCCCGGGGCCCCCGCCGCUGCAGCCGCAGCCGCCGCAGCUUCUGAGCCCAAGGGGCCGCCGCUGCCGCCGCCGCCGCCGCUCGCCCGCCCGGAUCCCGCCUGCGGCAGUUGCCGCACAACAUGCUACCUGCGGCCGCCCCGGCGGCUCCUGGAACCCCGGUUCGCGGCGAUGCCAGCCACCCCAGCGAAGCCGCCGCAGUUCAGUGCUUGGAUAAUUUGAAAGUACAAUAGUUGGUUUCCCUGUCCACCCGCCCCGCUUCGCUUGCCAUCACAGCACGCCUAUCGGAUGUGAGAGGAGAAGUCCCGCUGCUCGGGCACACUCUAUAUACGCCAAACACCUACAUAUAUUUUAAAAACAUUAAAUAUAAUUAACAAUCAAAAGAAAGAGGAGAAAAGGAAGGGAAGCAUUACUGGGUUACUAUGCACUUGCGACUGAUUUCUUGGCUUUUUAUCAUUUUGAACUUUAUGGAAUACAUCGGCAGCCAAAACGCCUCCCGGGGAAGGCGCCAGCGAAGAAUGCAUCCUAACGUUAGUCAAGGCUGCCAAGGAGGCUGUGCAACGUGUUCAGAUUACAAUGGAUGUUUGUCAUGUAAGCCCAGACUAUUUUUUGCUCUGGAAAGAAUUGGCAUGAAGCAGAUUGGAGUAUGUCUCUCUUCAUGUCCAAGUGGAUAUUAUGGAACUCGAUAUCCAGAUAUAAAUAAGUGUACAAAAUGCAAAGCUGACUGUGAUACCUGUUUCAACAAAAAUUUCUGCACCAAAUGUAAAAGCGGAUUUUACUUACACCUUGGAAAGUGCCUUGACAAUUGCCCAGAAGGGUUGGAAGCCAACAACCAUACUAUGGAGUGUGUCAAUAUUGUGCACUGUGAGGUCAGUGAAUGGAAUCCUUGGAGUCCAUGCAUGAAGAAGGGAAAAACAUGUGGCUUCAAAAGAGGGACUGAAACACGGGUCCGAGAAAUAAUACAGCAUCCUUCAGCAAAGGGUAACCUGUGUCCCCCCACAAAUGAGACAAGAAAGUGUACAGUGCAAAGGAAGAAGUGUCAGAAGGGAGAACGAGGAAAAAAAGGAAGGGAGAGGAAAAGAAAAAAACCUAAUAAAGGAGAAAGUAAAGAAGCAAUACCUGACAGCAAAAGUCUGGAAUCCAGCAAAGAAAUCCCAGAGCAACGAGAAAACAAACAGCAGCAGAAGAAGCGAAAAGCCCAAGAUAAACAGAAAUCGGUAUCAGUCAGCACUGUACACUAGAGGGUUCCAUGAGAUUAUUGUAGACUCAUGAUGCUGCUAUCUCAACCAGAUGCCCAGGACAGGUGCUCUAGCCAUUAGGACCACAAAUGGACAUGUCAGUUAUUGCUCUGUCUAAACAACAUUCCCAGUAGUUGCUAUAUUCUUCAUACAAGCAUAGUUAAAGAGCCAAAAGAUCAAAGAAGGGAUACUUUCAGAUGGUUGUCUUAUGUGCUUCUCUGCAUUUUUAAAAGACAAGACAUUCUUGUACAUAUUAUCAAUAGGCUAUAAGAUGUAACAACGUAAUGAUGACAUCUGGAGAAGAAACAUCUUUUCCUUAUAAAAAUGUGUUUUCAAGCUGUUGUUUUAAGAAGCAAAAGAUAGUUCUGCAAAUUCAAAGAUACAGUAUCCCUUCAAAACAAAUAGGAGUUCAGGGAAGAGAAACAUCCUUCAAAGGACAGUGUUGUUUUGACCGGGAGAUGUAGAGAGUGCUCAGAAUUAGGGCCUGGCAUUUGGAAUCAUAGGAUUUAUCAUCACAGAAACAACUGUUUUAAGAUUAGUUCCAUCACCCUCAUCCUGUAUUUUUAUGAGAAACACAAGAGUGCAUACCAGAAUUGAAUAUACCAUAUGGGAUUGGAGAAAGACAAAAUGUGGAAGAAAUCAUAGAGCUGGAGACUAUUUCUGUGCUUUACAAAACUGUGAAGGAUUGUGGUCACCUGGAACAGGUCUCCAAUCUAUGUUAGCACUAUGUGGCUCAGCCUCUGUUACCCCUUGGAUUAUAUAAUAUCAACCUGUAAACAUGUGCCUGUAACUUACUUCCAAAAACAAAAUCAUACUUAUUAGAAGAAAAUUCUGAUUUUAUAGAAAAAAAAAUAGAGCAAGGAGAAUAUAACAUAUUUGCAAAGUCAUGUGUUUUCUUUCUCAAUGAGGGAAAAACAAUUUUAUUACCUGCUUAAUGGUCCACCUGGAACUAAAAGGGAUACUACUUUCUAACAAGGUAUAUCUAGUAGGGGAGAAAGCCACCACAAUAAAUAUAUUUGUUAAUAGUUUUUCAA